GGUCUGCCCUGAGCCUUUUGCGAGCGUCCACCCCUGACACGCGACCAGUGGGUGAGGACCACAAUCAGCCCCCCUCUUCAGAUAAGGACCACUCCAGGCGCUGCCUCGGAGGCGUCUGGCUGCAGACACAUCCCAGCUUUUGAACCAGCCCAUGCAGCAGACCUCCUGCCGGAGCCAUGGAGCAGGGCCCAGCUGUGUGCUGCCAGGACCCUCGGGCAGAGCUGGUGGACCAGGUGGCAGCUCUCGACAUGGCCCACUUGGAGGACGUGGCAGGUGGUCCUGAGCCAGCCAGGAAUGGGGUGGACCCUCCACCACGUGCCAGGGCUGCCUCUGUGAUCCCCAGUGCGGCUUCAAGACCCCCUCUAGCCCGGCCCAGCCUCUCCGCUCGGAAGCUCUCCCUGCAAGAGCGGCCAGCGGGGCGCUGCCUCGAAGCCCAGGCUGGGCCUUACGCCACGGGGCCCUCCAGCCACAUCUCCCCACGGGCUUGGCGGAGGCCCACCAUCGAGUCUCACCGUGUGGCCAUCUCGGACGCAGAGGAUUGUGUGCAGCUGAAUCAGUACAAGUUGCAGAGUGAGAUUGGCAAGGGUGCCUACGGCGUGGUAAGGCUGGCCUACAAUGAGAGUGAAGACAGACAUUAUGCAAUGAAAGUGCUUUCCAAAAAGAAGUUACUGAAGCAGUAUGGCUUUCCACGUCGCCCUCCCCCAAGAGGGUCCCAGGCUGCCCCAGGGGGCCCGGCCAAGCAGCUGCUGCCCCUGGAGCGGGUGUACCAGGAGAUUGCCAUUCUGAAGAAGCUGGACCACGUGAAUGUGGUCAAGCUGAUUGAGGUCCUGGAUGACCCAGCGGAGGACAAUCUCUAUUUGGUGUUUGACCUUCUGAGAAAGGGACCUGUCAUGGAAGUGCCCUGCGACAAGCCCUUCCCCGAGGAGCAAGCUCGGCUGUAUCUGCGGGACAUCGUCUUGGGCCUGGAGUACCUGGGCAUCUGGGGUGUGUCUGCCCGAGUGUGUGCUCAUCGGGGGCCAUCAGGGAGGGCCUUCCCCUGGAGCGGGGAGGGAGGAGGAGGGAGGGGGCCUCGCCCCUGGGCUCUGGCCCUCAUUUCCUUCCUUCCUUCCUUCUUCAGGCCAGAGGUCAGUGACGAGCUCAAGGACCUAAUCCUGAAGAUGCUGGACAAGAACCCCGAAACAAGGAUUGGGGUGUCUGACAUCAAGUUGCACCCCUGGGUGACCAAGAAUGGGGAGGAGCCUCUUCCCUCAGAGGAGGAGCACUGCAGCGUGGUGGAGGUGACCGAGGAGGAGGUGAAGAACUCCGUCAAGCUCAUCCCCAGCUGGACCACGGUGAUCCUGGUGAAGUCCAUGCUGAGAAAGCGUUCCUUCGGGAACCCGUUUGAGCCCCAAGCGCGGAGGGAAGAGCAAUCCACUUCCGCUCCAGGAAACUUGGUGGUGAAAGAAGGGUGUGGCCAAGGGAAGAGCACGGAGCUCCCUGGUGUCCAGGAAGACGAGGCUGCAUCCUGAGUCCCCGCAUGCUCCCAGGGCCACCCGGCAGCACGCUCAUAUGCACCUCCAAAGGCCUGCCGCCGCCCUCAUGCACACAGCCACCCCUGCAGGCGGGGGGCCAGGGUCUGCGCUCCCUCCCAGCCCCCGACCCUGUCGUGCUGCAUGCCCUCCACGCGCACCCAGGGGCAGGAUCGGAACACGUGUCCUCUGUGGUUUUGAGGACAGGCCGUGGUCAGGCAGGGCUCCCACAGGCCUCUCUCCUCCUCCCGACUGUCCUUGUGGGGAAGACUGGUGGCCCCCGGGCAGUCCCUCCGGAACCCCAUCUGGCCGGUUGGCCGGGCCCAGGCACCAGAGGCUAGAAAUCAAGAUGGCAGCGGCAGAAGCCUGGUCUAUCCCAGCUGUGGAGACCGCUCUCUGGGGGCCAGGUGGGCCUGGUUCAGCUAUCCUGGGAACGGUGCCGUCCCCCACCCCACUCCAGGGUCUACUCACAGCGCUGAAAUGCGGGAUCUGAGCCUCUGGGAGGGAGCACAGUGUUGGAAAAUCCAGAUUCCUUUCGUCUUUGGCUUUGGUAUUCACCGGAGGGGCCAAGUGUUGCUUGGGAACAUCUGCGGAGCAUGCCUGUGGCCAGGUGGCUCCCAGCACACCCCACCUGGAUUUGACAGCCAAGUGGACUAGACCGCCGCCCUCCUCAGACUGUUUUGCACUUAGAACCGUCCAGAUGAAGGGCUGACUGCAUCGGGCUCUGGGCAGAGGCCGGAACCCAGAGCACAUUGCCUUCCCACUCUCCUCCCCCGCUUCCUUGGGGCUCCCCGAGUGACGUCUGCAGAGGAGACACCAGGCGCUGACGUUGGCGGGGCCCAGGAUGCAAAGGCCCUGAAAUAACUGGAAUCCAGACUCCGAUCUUUAGCCGGCUUCUCUGCCGUAGGAAGCCGGCCUUGCAUUCCUCUGAUGAAGGACACAACUGCCCGGACUGGAAGUGGGAGCCCCCCACCCCCCUCCGCCAGGGGUGACACGCCUGCAGGUGGCCCCCGAGAGGUGGCCCGCCCCCACCAAUGCUGCCUCCCGAGAGACGGUUAUCAUUCAGCCUCCUCAGAGCUGCAGUGCCCAAGCUCGGGUGGAGACAAGGCCAUCCUAGACCCGACUUCCACCUCACUUCAGGACCAGUGCCCACUGAUCCGGCUGGCUGGCUAGAUGUUUACUGGCCAAACCUCAUAGAGGUUGACACCCCCCCCCCACAUCGCACCCCCAAAGGGAACGAGAGCAGGGCUUAGACACCUUCCCUUAAAACAUGGGCCAAACGAGGGAUUUCAGCCACGGACACCCCGCAGAUUUCCCGUUUGGAGGCUAGGCAGGGCAAGGGCCCCAGGCCAGAACCCCUCAGUGUUGCAUCCUGCUGCGUCUCCAUGCCUGUGGGUGUCCAUCUUGCCUCAUGUGCACACGUGCACGUGCCCAUCAGCUGCACACAGCACUCGCAUGUCUUGCACUGGUACAUGCAUCUGUAAUCCACUCUGUUCACGGCUGUGAGCAGAACACGGCCCGUUAUCGGUGGGUCCACGUCUCUCCUGUGGCUCUGCACUAUGGCAAAGGCCACGGCAGCCGGGCCUUCACAAUAAUCUGGUACUGUUUUUAACCACACUUUUAGUGAGCGUGAAAGGGAGCCAAGUUUGGAGCCAAUCAGUCACAGAGGAGCAUGUCUUUCUUGGACAUCUUGGGGCUGGUGCCUGGAAGUUUCGAGGGGCCCUGGAUUGGACCCCCAAGGGCAGCUCAGAAGUGGGGUGAGUGGCGCAGCACUGGUCCUGGCAUCUCGCUGGGGAGUUUCAGUUGGCAUUAUUUGAGUGUAGCUCAAGUGAACACACUCGGUAAGAGUGUUCUAAACAUUAACUUCCCAGGAAGUGAGUUAACAACAAUAAAAGCCCUUCCUUGAGUUAAAAACAAA
Echinops telfairi (small Madagascar hedgehog) is the source of this 3426-nucleotide messenger RNA. RefSeq names its product calcium/calmodulin dependent protein kinase kinase 1 (gene CAMKK1). The transcript is spliced from 13 exons. The record is from RefSeq and is a predicted model, not a curated record. Bases 177 to 1508 code for a protein of 443 amino acids. Lineage: Eukaryota; Metazoa; Chordata; Mammalia; Afrosoricida; Tenrecidae. Gene Ontology annotation, biological process: protein phosphorylation; activation of protein kinase activity; CAMKK-AMPK signaling cascade. Gene Ontology annotation, molecular function: ATP binding; protein kinase activity.